AUGACAAUCGACAAAGGAAUGAGCAUGAACGGCCAGCCCAUUGGGGGAGGAGGCGUCAGUAUGAACGGACAACCGACGGGUGUUCCUAUGAACGGAGGAGCACUCCCGGUAGCUCACGCCACACCAACCCAAUCCGCGGCCGCUCCUCCUCCUGUGGCCUACCCCAUGAGUGGGGCUGCUCCGCCAGUGGCAUUCCCCAUGCACGAACAAGAAAAGAUUGGAUCCAAGUGCUGUGGGUGCUGCUGUGAUUUCCGCCGAGCCGUCAUUAUUUUGGACAGUUGCUUGAUGGUCUUGUCUGUCCUGGGUUUGAUUUUCCUUGCACUCCCUUCCGAUGUCUCGGAACAGCGUUACCAGCAACUGGGUAUUGAUGACGACCAAGUCGCGGAUGUUCUUAUGGAAAUGACUACAAUCACUCAAAUCAUUUCGGGGUGUGGAGUAGUGGCGUUGGCGGUGCCUGUAUUUGGAGCCAUGAAAUACAACACUGGAAUGGUUGCCUUUGGCAUUGCUUGGUUCGUUAUUACGUAUGUGGCUCAAGUUGCCAUCGAAGUGGUUUACACGGGAAAGGCGAAUGAUGUGGGACAAAAAUCGUUCAGUCAACCAUUCAUCAACUGGAUUGUCAGUGCCAUCAUCAGUGCUUUAUUCGUUUAUCCACAUGUGGGUUUGAUUAGUGAAAUCAACCAAGGAAUCAUGUCACAGGCAACCUACCCCCGAGAAGCAUUCUCAUGCUGCUGUGGUCCCAAUUAA
Messenger RNA from Seminavis robusta, 744 nucleotides. NCBI's taxonomy places the organism in Eukaryota, Bacillariophyta, Bacillariophyceae, Naviculales, Naviculaceae. The record is from the annotation of a GenBank genome assembly.